AUGGAUCAACACAAGCCAUUGAAGCAACUCCUUCGCUGCAGUGCCACCGUGAGGCCGCAGCACCGGUGCCCCGGGCAGAGGUGCUCUUUUCUCUCCAGACUUGGUUGCGGGAAAGCAAGAGUCAAUGCUGAACAGUUGGUGGUCAUUUUCUGUACAGCCCCAAGCAGCAGCACAUGGCAGAGCCUACCACACCAGAAGGCACUGAAAUUACUCAGUGUUUUCUGUUUUCCUGAAUGCUGCCCCAGCUGUGCAGAGCAGAAAAGUUCCUACCCACAGCUGGUUUGCAAGAGUUUUGUCAGCAAAGGUUCUGCCUCCUCAGUGCCUCAAGGGAAAAUCUUCCCCUGGUUUGACCUGACAGCUGCACAACUGAGACAUUUGGAGACUGUCUUACACAGGAACUCUUCAGCUGUAGUGGAGCCUGGUGUCAAGUUGGAUGGCAGGUCUUCAUUCUCCGCAGCUGCUUCUGGUGUAUUCUCAGAAAUUCCAGAGGAAACUGCUGGCUAUGAUUCUAAAUCUUCCUAA
Messenger RNA from Apaloderma vittatum (bar-tailed trogon), 522 nucleotides. It is a transcript of the gene NOXRED1, whose product is annotated as NADP-dependent oxidoreductase domain containing 1. Lineage: Eukaryota; Metazoa; Chordata; Aves; Trogoniformes; Trogonidae. The transcript has 5 exons. The record is from RefSeq and is a predicted model, not a curated record. The coding region runs from base 1 to 522 and encodes 173 amino acids.